AUGAUUGAUCCUAGUUCAAGUGAGGAAGAAGGGGAAGAUGACUCUGUUCCUAACGUUUCAUCAAAAGGACGUCUUACAAAUGCGACCAAAGGAACAAGUGCCGUUUCUAUAAUUGGAGGAUCUGCAGGAUCCGUUGUAGAAUCAAAUAUUCCUAUAUCUGGCUCUAAUACAGAUUUGAUCGGAAAUCAGAGACAAUCUAAUAUAAGUUCUAUUUGUAAACGCAACGAUGUCGGGAACAUUGGUGUAACAGCUUUAGGAUCAACCUCUAACAAAAAUGAGCAAAUAUGUGGCAGCCGAGCUGAUACCGGAAAUCUUGAGGUGCCCAGUAAUGGUAUUCCGAGUGGAAUUUCGCAUGAGACUUUAAAUCAAAGUGUUGGAUCGUCAAGGGCAAACUCAUUGCCAAGGCCAUUGUCACCAUCGCCAUCUCUAACCAGCGAAAAACAUGAAACUGGAGAGCCGCAUGACAAACAUGAACGUGAAGAAGAGGAACGUAAACGACGAAUUCAACUUUAUGUAUUUAUUUCACGAUGUAUUUCAUACCCUUUUAAUGCUAAACAACCCACGGAUAUGACUAAGCGGCAAACUAAAAUAAGCAAACAGCAGUUGGAAAUUAUAACUCAGCGAUUUCAAGCGUUUCUUAAAGGCGAAACUCAAAUAAUGGCAGAUGAAGCAUUUCAAAAUGCUGUGCAGAGUUACCAUGACGUUUUUCUUAAAUCGGAACGAGUUUUAAAAAUGGUCCAAUCUGGUGCAUCAUCACAGCACGAUUUUCGAGAAGUUUUUCGCAAUAAUAUAGAAAAACGUGUCAGAUCUUUACCUGAGAUAGAUGGUCUUAGUAAAGAAACCGUACUAACUUCAUGGAUGGCGAAAUUCGACAUUAUAUUAAAGGGUACUGGAGAAGAAGAUUCUAAGCGACCAUCUCGAAUGCAGCAAUCACUGAAUAGCGAGUUAAUUCUUUCUAAAGAACAAUUGUAUGAUAUGUUUCAACAAAUAUUGCUAGUAAAAAAAUUCGAGCAUCAAAUAUUAUUUAACGCCUUGAUGUUAGAUUCUGCCGAUGAACAAGCAGCAGCUAUAAGACGGGAAUUGGACGGUAGAAUGCAAAGAGUAGGAGAAAUGGAAAAAAAUCGCAAACUAAUGCCUAAAUUUGUACUCAAAGAAAUGGAGUCUCUUUACGUUGAAGAACUUAAAUCGUCUAUAAAUCUUCUGAUGGCAAAUCUUGAAUCUCUUCCAGUGUCAAAAGGAAAUAUGGAUAGUAAAUACGGACUCCAGAAAUUAAAACGUUAUAAUCACAGUACACCGUCGUUUUUAAAGUUGAUACUGCGAUCUCACGGAUCUUUAUCUAAGUUGGAGGGUGAUUCAGAGGAUGGUACCACACAAUUGACAAAGUUAGAUGUUGUACUAACUUUUCAACUGGAAGUAAUCGUUAUGGAAGUUAAAGGGCUUAAAUCUUUAGCUCCCAAUCGAAUUGUUUACUGCACAAUGGAAGUUGAGAACGGGGAAAAGCUUCAAACGGAUCAAGCCGAAGCAUCAAAACCAAUGUGGGAUACACAGGGCGAUUUUACAACCACGCACCCACUGCCAGUUGUCAAGGUAAAACUGUACACAGAGAACCCCGGAAUGCUGGCAUUGGAGGAUAAGGAACUGGGAAAGGUAACACUUAAGCCUACUCCACUUUCUUCAAAGUCACCUGAGUGGCAUCGAAUGAUUGUACCGAAAAAUCUUCCCGAUCAAGAUAUACGUAUUAAGAUAGCUUGCCGACUUGAUAAGCCAUUAAAUAUGAAACAUUGUGGGUAUCUUUAUGCCAUUGGGAAAUCAGUAUGGAAAAAAUGGAAAAGGCGCUAUUUUGUCCUAGUUCAAGUAUCCCAAUAUACUUUUGCAAUGUGCAGCUAUAAAGAGAAAAAAUCAGAACCGUCUGAAAUGAUGCAGCUUGAUGGAUAUACUGUUGAUUAUAUAGAAGCCGCCAGUGCAAAUCUUAUGUUUGGAAUCGAUUUGAAUGGAGGCCGUUUUUUCUUCAAUGCUGUUCGCGAGGGAGAUAGCAUUUCGUUUGCUUGCGAUGAUGAAAACGAAUGCAGUCUUUGGGUCAUGGCUAUGUACAGGGCGACUGGACAGUCCCACAAACCAACUCCACCAAUAACCCAAGAUAAGAAUUCAGCUAUGUCGAAAAUUCAAGGUGACGCAGAUAAAGCCCGUAAACAUGGAAUGGAGGAUUUCAUAAGCACCGAUCCUUGUACUUUUGAUCAUGCUACACUUUUCAAGACAUUACAGAAUCUUACACUGGAGUAUAGGCUCAACGACCCAUAUGCUUCUUUGGGGUGGUUUAGUCCUGGUCAAGUUUUCGUGUUGGACGAAUAUUGCGCUCGUUAUGGUGUCCGAGGAUGCUACAGACACUUAUGCUACCUUUCUGAUUUACUGGAUCGUGCCGAAAAACAAUACAUGAUAGACCCAACUCUAAUUCACUAUUCAUUCGCCUUCUGCGCGAGCCAUGUGCAUGGAAACAGACCUGAUGGAGUUGGAAGCAUAACACAUGAGGAAAAGGAGAAAUUUUCUGAAAUCAAAGAACGCCUACGUCAGUUACUCGAAUUUCAAAUAACCAAUUUCAGAUACUGUUUUCCAUUUGGUCGCCCCGAAGGUGCACUCAAAGCAACAUUGUCCCUAUUAGAGAGAGUUUUAAUGAAAGACAUUGUUACCCCCGUUCCACCUGAAGAAGUUCGUCAAAUGAUUAAAAAAAGUUUAGAGACGGCAGCGCUUGUAAAUUAUACGCGUCUUUCCAAUAAGGCAAAAAUUGAUGAGGAUUUGCGAGGAGACGUUAUUGUUCCGGCCCCAAAAAAACUAGAGGACCUAAUACACUUAGCAGAACUGUGUGUUGAUUUGUUGCAACAAAAUGAGGAACAUUAUGGAGAACUGCGCAAACAUGAAAAAAUGGAUAAAAAGAAAUUACUUAAGGAAGAUGAUGAUGUAUCAGGAGGACACAAUGAAAGCGAAGUUGAUUUAAUCGACAGUACUGGACUCAUUAGCGCAUCUGAACUGGCUUCUGCCGCAUCAACUGAUGGAUCGUCAUUUCGUUACUGUAUGCCGACUCAUGCAGUGUAUACCCCGCCAGUACCAACGGCAUUUGCAUGGUUUAGCGACUUGCUAGUGGAACACGCGGAAAUAUUUUGGUCUCUCUUUGCAGUUGACAUGGAUAGAGUCUUAUCAGAACAAGCUCCUGAUACGUGGGACUCUUUUCCAUUGUUUCAAAUAUUAAAUGAUUAUUUGAGAACUGAUGACAACUUGCGAAAUGGACGUUUUCAUCAGCACCUUCGAGACACUUUUGCACCUUUAGUUGUGCGGUAUGUGGAUCUGAUGGAGUCUUCAAUAGCUCAGUCAAUUCAUAAGGGAUUUGAAAAAGAACGAUGGGAAAGCAAAGGGAUUAACGCUGCUUUGAACCCUGCAGCAUUAAACAAUGCUGCCCAGGCGCUCAAUACAGCAGCUCUCAACCCAUCAAUGCUACUGUGCGGCAAAAAAGAUCAAGUAAAUUUUUAUGUACCGAAGCUACCAAAGCAAUCAAAUUCAACAGCGGCCAACGACGAAAUGAGAAACGGGUGUGCCACUUCUGAAGAUUUAUUUUGGAAACUAGACGCUCUACAAUCUUUUAUAAGAGACCUACACUGGCCAGACGCAGAGUUUCGACAACAUUUGGAACAGCGCCUAAAAAUGAUGGCAGUCGAUAUGAUAGAGCAAUGUAUUCAACGAACUGAUUCGUCCUUUCAGUCAUGGCUGAAAAAAAACAUUGCCUUCAUUUCAACUGAUUAUAUAUUACCCUCUGAAAUGUGCGCCAUGGUCAAUGUGAUAUUAGACGCUAAAAACCAAAGCUUUAAAUUAACUACUAUUGACGGCAUUGAUUUGUACAAGUUUCAUGCGAAAAUUGAUGACCAAAUCGACAAAGCGAAUGUAGCUAUGACACAAGGUCUAAGCGGUAAACUUAUGUCUGUGCUAGAGUCGACUUUGUCUAAGCUAGCACGAUACGAUGAAGGUAGCUUGAUUGGCUCAAUUCUUAGUUUUACAAAUGUUUCGAGCUCAGGAAAGGAUCUGGGGCAAGGAUACGUAAAUUUCUUCAGAAACAAUAUGGAUCAAGUACGAGGAAAGAUUGGCGACGAUUUGUGGACAUUACAUUUUUUUGAGCAGUGGUAUUCGCAGCAGAUUAAUAUGCUGUGUAAUUGGCUGUCGGAUCGGGUGGACCACGCGCUUCACUAUGCUCAAGUUGCAUCAAUUUCUCAUAUUAUCAAGAAAAUAUAUUCGGACUUUGAACUACAAGGUGUAUUGGAAGACAAGCUGAAUUCAAAAGCAUAUCAGGCAGUCGCACAGCGAAUGGCAACAGAGGAAGCAACAUGUGCAUUGACAAUGCCUGACGCUUGCGAAGAUGAACCGUGUGACGAAAUAAGAGAAGGGGAGGAAGAAGACAAUGGCGAUGAAUCUACAUCUAAUAUACCAAGGGGCUUACCAAAACCAAAAGUCGCUGCCGCCCAAGCUGCUGCUGUAACCAACGUGGUUGCCGGACGGGUGGGAAAUUUACUAGGAAAAGGCAUUGGUGGGCUUAGUUCAAAGUUAGGAAGUGGAAGUUGGUUUUAGACUUUACCAGUAUUUUAAAAUCAUUAUGAAAAUUAUACAUUUUUUAAAUUUCUCUCUUUAUUCAAACUUUUAUUAUUUUAUAUUUUUAAAAUGUAGGAUGCUAUUAACGAUAUGCAAUUUCACAUCCCUUAAACGUAUUUUAUUCCCUUAUCAAUAAGUUAUUAACACAGAAAAAGAAAACUUACUAGGCACAACUACAUAUGUCCAUUGCUUCUUGGUAUUUGAUAUAAAUUACUACCCAAUGUUAUUUUUACAUGUAACUAUUUAUUGAUUACUUAAUAUAAAAAAAACUUAUAAAUAUAAUAUUACAUUUAUCGUUUAACUUUAGAAUGAAAUAUCUAUAUAUAUACUUUAAAGGUGAAAGCAUAAUCUAAAUACACAUAUA
Drosophila mauritiana is the source of this 4990-nucleotide messenger RNA. It is a transcript of the gene Cadps, whose product is annotated as calcium-dependent secretion activator. The record is from RefSeq and is a predicted model, not a curated record. Lineage: Eukaryota; Metazoa; Arthropoda; Insecta; Diptera; Drosophilidae. Bases 1 to 4605 code for a protein of 1534 amino acids. Gene Ontology annotation, biological process: dense core granule exocytosis; synaptic vesicle exocytosis. The transcript is spliced from 24 exons.